AUGGAUGAUCAAGAAGAAACCCCAGUUGAUUUCGAGUUACUUCUAUAUGACCAUGUUGCUAAUGCUGAGCCAAAACUGUUGAAUAAGAUGUACAGCGCCACGAAACGUGCCUCACUGGAACAGAAAAGGCGAUCCUCUGGUAAAUUCAAGUCACUGAAAGAGGUGGUUGGUGAAUACAAUAAUAUAGUCAGUCGAAAAAGGGCAGCAACAGAGUCACCGAAUAAAACACCUGCGGCUAAAAGACAAUCACGACGUGGUGAAAUGGCAGAUUCGAGCGAUUCAUCUGAUUCCGAUGAGCAUCCAGUCAAAAUAGCGGCCGUAUGUUUUCAUUUCCAGUUGCAUGAUCUCUAG
Anisakis simplex (herring worm) is the source of this 351-nucleotide messenger RNA. Lineage: Eukaryota; Metazoa; Nematoda; Chromadorea; Rhabditida; Anisakidae. The record is from the annotation of a GenBank genome assembly.